AUGCUUCUUUUCCACCCCUUAAAUACUUAUAACAAAAAAAAUACCUUCUACUAGUGUAAAAAAUAUACGCUUACCAGUACACCAUUAAAAUCUAUAAAAAGUCAUUACAAAAUAAAUAUUUAAACAAUUAGCUCCGUUGGUAACACCAUGUGUAGCAUCUAAUGCAAAUAAAACCAUAGCUAGAACUUUUAUUUUUAAACAUGGUUGCAUUAAGUGACGUCGGUGAUUACACUGAUAGACGAAUUCCAUUAGUAAUAUGUAAGUACCUCACUACCUCUUAUAACACAAAAAGCAUAGCAAAUAAAAUAACCAAUACUUAACUACGAAUAAUAAGCAGGCAUCCAUUCACUCCUUCUUUGUCACUACCGAAUCCAAGAUGCCUGGUGUAUUUAUUACAAAACUUAAAAUCCAACUAUUCGUUUUCAUUAGUUUUUGCUUUCUUCAUAAUGUUGAAAGCAGGGUAGUUGGAAAUGAUCUCGGCGAUUGCAUACAAAAACUUGUUGCAGAAAUCCAGAUAACUGAACCACAUGUAGACGCGACUGUUGUGAACUUUAAGGCAUCUUCGCAAACGGAUAACAUAUUAAAAAAUAUUAACAAUGUCCGAUACAUUAUCCGAUCAUUUUUGUGGAUUCAAAAUCCUUUUAGAAACUCUUUGUAUAUUAUUUACGGGGAUGAUGUUGACGUAUUAGCAACUGGUAUCAAAUCUAUGAAAAAAGAUUAUUAUUGGAACCCAAGAGCUAACUUUAUUAUAAUCCUACAAGACUUAAGCAUUCAACUUGAUAUGUUAUCAAACCAACUCUUUGAAGAAAAUAUAUUUAAUGUGAGUGUACUUAACAAAGUGGAUAACGAUUAUGAGAUUUUCACGUUCGAUGGUAAGUUAGACGCUUGCGGUAGACCAGAUAUUAAAACACUAGAAUAUGUAACACGGUGCUCUAAGCUAACUGGUCAAACUAACAUUUUUAAUAUUAAAAAGCCCAAGAACUUUCGAGGAUGUCAUGUGAAAAUGGUUAGCCACCACUUUUGGCCAUUUGUGAAUUUAAACAAAAUUGAAAAUAAGGAUCCUGGUAUUACUGAUAUGACAUUGCAAAUGUGGAAUAAAUAUGCUGGUGUGACUGCUGAAUUAGUGAAAUUUGAGAAAGAUAAUUUUUUUGGGAGAGUCACCAGAAAUUAUACCUACACGGGAAUGCUCAGUUGGGUAGAACAAAAGAAAUUGGAUGGCGCUAUAGGAGGAUAUACUGUAACAUUUGAUAGAACAAGAGCAUUGGACUAUUCGUACCCUUAUACCGUAGAUCAUGGCAUUGCUAUUGUAGCAAGAGCCGGUAUGCUAACUAGCUGGAGGGCAGUCUUAUUACAAUAUAAUUCAUACUCAGUAGCAAUAAUUUCAGGGUUCCUGGUAUUUUUCUGCUAUGCUGCUGUAAAAUAUUCUAUUUUCAGUAAGAAUAAGAAAGAAAUGAGUUACGGUAUCCUCAUUGUAUUUGGAUAUGUUUGUUCUAAUAUGCGUAACAGUCAUGUAAGAAAAAAUGACUCCCUCCGUUUAAUUGUAUGUUCUUUGCUAAUAUUUGUGUUUUUUAUUUCCUUUUUAAAUCAAGCUUAUCUUUCGAGUGCUACAACAACACCAAUAAGACGUCAUCAGAUACAAACUUUGCAAGAGACAUUUAAAGAAUGUAAGCCUUUGAUAGGUUGGACUUGGAAUACAGUAUUUGGUAUAAAUAAAACAGUGGACUGUGUAUCUGUAAUGGAUUGUUUGAGAAAGGUCAAAGAUGAGAAGAAAAAAUUGUACACUGUUUUAACCCAAAUAUCAUAUACGACUUAUUCUUUCAAAUUAUUGGAUCAGUUUGGAGAAAUUCAGGUAUAUCCAAUAAUGCAGCCAAUAGUCAAUAUGUGCAGGGGAACAUACUUUCGUCGAGGUUCCCCAUUCUUAGAUUCGUACAGCAAAUUAAUUGAACGCUGUACAGAGAGCGGUGUCGCGGCACAAUACUACAAGUCUUUAAUUUAUCGAGAUCGUAUAAAAUAUUUAAUUGAAUUUCUUCGUCAGAAUCAAGAUCCAAAUCCGGAACCAUUAAUGGAACUAUUCGUUGUGCUUCUAAUAGGAUAUGCCUUAUCUUUACUAGUUUUCAUUUAUGAGUGUAGAACUAAAAUUAGGUCUUACUAUAAUCGGGCGUUACAUGUACGUACACCAUGAUGAUUUAGUGUAUUUACAAAGUUUUCUUUGUAGACAGUACAAUAAAUAGGUAAGCAAAUGAAAUGUUUGCCUACGUUACUAUUACUGCACAUGUACAUAUUAGGUUCCCGAACUAAUAUUUUCAGAAACUAAUCUAGACGAUCGAAUGCUGACUAUUUCAAUAGAUCAAAACUAAAUAAUAGAAGCCCAAAAGCACCAUGCACCACGCAAGGUGGUAACUCAGAUGAGUCCAUGAAAAUGACAUUGCUGUUUUAAGAGUGUAAAGUGUGAUAGGUAAUUAUUAUUAAUGAUUAAUAAAUUGAUGUUGAUAAAGUUUGUUAUUUUUUUGUCUCCACGUAAACUGACUAAUUUUG
This is a messenger RNA of Chilo suppressalis (striped riceborer), 2535 nucleotides long. Lineage: Eukaryota; Metazoa; Arthropoda; Insecta; Lepidoptera; Crambidae. The record is from the annotation of a GenBank genome assembly.